AUGGCUGAAAGUGGAAGUGGAACAAGUGGCUCUUCCAAUAUGGGAGGAGUAACAAAUGUAGCCUCUUUGCCUCCAGGAGAUCCCCAACUUAUUGCCUUGAUUGUCGAGCAGCUUAAGAGCCAAGGACUUUUUGAUGUAUUCCGAAGAGAUUGCUUGGCAGAUGUCGACACCAAGCCAGCCUACCAAAAUUUAAGGCAAAAAGUGGAUAAUUUUGUUUCUACUCACCUAGAUAAGCAGGAGUGGAAUGCAGGAAUGAACAAGAACCAACUCCGUAACGGGCUGAGACAGAGUGUCGUCCAGACUGGGAUGAUGGAAGCUGGAGUAGAUAGAAUUAUUUCACAGGUGGUAGACCCUAAACUCAAUUACAUAUUUCGGCCACAGAUAGAAAAGGCUGUUCAUGAAUACUUAGAGUCUCAGAAGAGAGAAGAAGUUGUGCCAGCUCCUCCGCCGCCUCCGCCACCUCCAGAACCAGAGGAGAGUGACCCUCCUGUACCAUCUGAAAGUGCCUCUUAG
Messenger RNA from Staurois parvus, 513 nucleotides. NCBI's taxonomy places the organism in Eukaryota, Metazoa, Chordata, Amphibia, Anura, Ranidae. The record is from the annotation of a GenBank genome assembly.